Neoarius graeffei (lesser salmon catfish) is the source of this 4575-nucleotide messenger RNA. Its product is annotated as zinc finger and SCAN domain-containing protein 2. The transcript is spliced from 4 exons. Bases 224 to 1618 code for a protein of 464 amino acids. NCBI's taxonomy places the organism in Eukaryota, Metazoa, Chordata, Actinopteri, Siluriformes, Ariidae. Gene Ontology annotation, biological process: regulation of transcription by RNA polymerase II. Gene Ontology annotation, molecular function: RNA polymerase II cis-regulatory region sequence-specific DNA binding; DNA-binding transcription factor activity. The record is from RefSeq and is a predicted model, not a curated record.
UAAAUCAACUUUAGUUCCUAUUGUUGAUCCAGUCUGGCGUAACUCCGCAGACGCGUCUCCUUCUUUCCUGAGUUCGGGGGGUUUAUGAUGAGUUUUAGACCCGAGUGAGGUUCGGUUUGCUGCAGCCUUUAUUUGUUUGUUUUUCUGGUGUUUUUUCUCUUUGCGGCUCAGAGCAGGCCGGGUUUACUGUAGAGAGACUGACGGUGCGAGUGUUUCUCUCGCUAUGGCCGAGCCGCGUUGUUUUCAAACCCAGCUGAACUCCAUCAUGGAGAUCAUGAGCAGAGCGGUCGUGAGACAAAUCUGUAAAAUCGUAGACAGCGACUUGGCGUCUUUACGACUGGAGCUGGAGCGCGCGCUUCACGAUAACGCGGCUCUCGGGGACAAAAUGCGCGUGCUCGAGAGCGAAGUGGAAACUCUGCGGAAAGCGAGAGCGCGCGCGCCGCGGAAGAGCUGCCGGUCUGUGUGCAUUCAGACUUCAGAAGAUGCUCCACCAUCCAUUAACGGCAUCUUCGGGAAGGAGUGGUGCUCCAGUCUGUGGGACGGGAGGCCCAGGACAGAAGAGGAGGAAGCCGAGGUGGAGCCGGAUGUGUCCGAUGAGCCUGAAAACGAUGACGACAGGAACGUGCGUGCUAUCAAAGAGGAGGUUUCUGAACAAGAAAUCUGCAUCAUCAAUCCAACAUCAGCGACCCGAAGAAAGACAUCAUCAGAUCGUUGUGACAUAUCAGAAGAAAUGGCCAAUGAUGACGACAUACGCUUCAUCUCCUCAGGGUUUCCGGAGACCUCCGACGCCGACACCAUGGCGCCGGAUUCCCCAAGCGCCGCUGCCACGAAGCUCAUAUCUAUGGACGGCACUGUUCAGCAUGUCAUAGUGUCAGGCGACGAUGACGACAACGACAAUGACGAAGAUCAUCAGUUGGAGUUUGAGCAGCACUGCAUGCCCAUUGAGUUUAUGGAGGGUGACCGAGGAGAAGCCGCAGCAUUUGAGAGACAGGACAAGGUGGAGCAGGAGGUAGUGCAGGACAUUUUAACCGACUCGGAGUACAUGUCCGGCUCAGGUGGAAGCAGUGGUCACGUUUUUAAUUACUUCGACAGAUUCAAUAUACAUCACCGACCCGGCCCAGGCAACAACUCGGGCAAGACGGACUUCGCCUGUCCUGAGUGUGGUAAGACGUUCCUGAGAAGGAACGGCCUCACGUUGCACAUGAAAAGUCACCAGAAGCAGAACGCGCACGCGUGCUGCACCUGCAAGGUCGUCUUCCCGCAAAAGAACCUCCUCCGAACACACAAGUGUGUGCCUCUGGAAAAACCGCCGGCCAAAACGGCGGACAUGAGGUUCCGCUGCGAGCUGUGCGGCAAAUAUUUUCACUCCCGAGCCAACCUGAAGGUCCACUACGUCGUGCACACGGGGGAACGGCCUCACACGUGCAGCUUCUGCGGAAGAGGGUUCUCGCAGAAAGGAAACCUGACCACUCACGAGCGCAUCCACAAGGGGGAGCGGCCGUACGUGUGCACCAUCUGCGGAAAAAGCUUCACUCAGAAAGGCAACCUGACUCACCACCUGGCUAUUCAUAGCAAGCUAAACGGCAGAAUGAGGAACUCUGUUGAAAAAUGGCAGUGACUUAUUAUUAUUAUUAUUAUUAUUAUUUGCAUUAAGUCUAACACAAACUGUCCUGCUUUCAUCUCUGGAAUGGAAGUUUAGUCAAAUUUUAUUUCCUUUUCUCUUUGUCAGUUUUAUCGAGUCUCGUGUUUUUAUGCUACGUUUUUAACGCCAAAAUGUUACAAGAAACUAAAGUGAGAAUUUUGUAGAACUAAUGCCUGAGCCACACUAGAAGACAAUGCGGCUGAUUCUUGCAGCUGGUUCGUCUUGAUUUUAGGCUGGUCGUAAACAAUUGUGGGCGUGGACCGUGUGUUUAAACACAAUGUACAGAAAAACACACUUCCUGCACAGGUGAUGCUCAUCUGGCGUUCACAAACAGUGUGAUGUCACUCCAGAGCAUCAUGUGGAGGCUUCUCUUAUUGUAAACAAGCCUGGGAUUAAUCCUUAAUCAUCGCAUACCCCUUUUCCACCAAAUCAGUUCCAGGGCUGGUUCGGGGCUGGUGCUGGUUCACAACUCGUUCAACUUGCGAGCCAGCUGAGAACCAGUUUGCUUUUCCAUAGCUCGCGGUGCUAAGGGAAGCCACGUCAUUACGUCGCUGUAUACGUCAGUUACGUCGCUAUGUUUGCAUAAACCUUGGCACGAAUAUCGAAGCAAAAACAACACGGAAGAAGCAGCAGCAACAACAACAAUAAUAAUAAUAAUGGAUGACUUCGCAUUUGUACAGCUGCUGCUUCUCGUCGCUUAAAAAUGGCGACCUUUCACGGUCUUGUUAUUGUUGUUGGUCUUAACAACUCGGCCCCCCGCUGACGUAAGCGGUUCUUUCCUCUGGCCCAGCAGAAAGUUGGUGCUAGCCUGGAACCGUUUUUUCUGGCCCCAGAGCCAGUUCUUUGUCAGUGGAAACAGAAAACCCGGUUCCAAACUAAGCACUGGCCCCGAACCAGCCCUGGAACUGCUUUGGUGGAAAAGGGGCGACAGAUGAAGCACUUCUUAACGAGGGCCGAUACAAAGCUCGUUGACUUGCGAAGGUGGUUUUGUGUUCACGCAAUCUUCCAAGAUGAUGUACCGGUAAUCUCUGCCUCGCAGUAACAAACCAGUCACCUUGUUGGUUACCAGAAAUAUGAGCAUGAUCAGUCUUAACGCAAGAUGUUUGCUUUGUUAAAACAUAAGUCAUUUCCAUAGAUCUCGUACAGUAUGACUUCCUCACACAUUUGAACUUUGACCUCAAGUCCAUCUUUGAAGCAUUAUCAUGUCAGUCUAGUUUAUGAGCUUCUCUCCAUUUAAGUACCAUAUAACUGAAAAGAUCUGCCUGGGAGUGGCACCAAGAUGGCCGUGGCACCAAGAUGGCCGCUGAGUAGCUCUUAACUCCUCUAAUCUCCACGGCUCAGUCUGGUUUAAAAUCAUAAAUGUUCUUGGGUUUCACGUGACGUCACAUCCGCCUCAUUAGUUAUUCAGAACUUUAGCUGGUGGGCUACCGAAGCUCAGUUGACAAAGCGUUUGUACGGAGAAGGUGCAUUGCUCACUCGCAUGAAAAACACCUUACGCUUGCGUUGUUUUAGGUCGCUCGAAUCGAUCAAACCGUGAAACUGAUAAAAGUUUCUUCAGGGUUCCCCGUGAACUAAUAAAAAAGGGUGAACGAACACAGGAUUUCACAAAAAGACGUCGAGAAAGGUGGCUUUCGAACCUCUCUGUGAACUCGAAGGGAGUCGAGUCGAAGCAUGCUCGAGUUUCACUUGGUGAAGGGUUUGUAUUUCCCUCUCAGCUCUGUCCUUAGGGUUUUCCAAGUACAAUUUUCUUGCUAUGCGUCGUUAUUUUACGGUACUUUUUUUUAGCCACGAAGCGCUAAAGUCCCCAGCUGUUUCUUUGUUCACUCCUCACAAAGUCCGUAUGCAUGAAGGUCGCGACAAAAUUCUUCCCCAGCCGUACAGUUACAAUGUGCUGUGAUCACUACUUCUUCUCCGUCUUGUUUAACGAAGAUCCAGGUCUUUAAAGGGGUUUCUGAUGAUCUUUGUGAAUGAUUUAGCUGAGAGAUACAGUAAGAGCCAACACAAGUGAGAAUCAAGCCAACUGUUUGUUUACACUUCAACUUGCAGCGCUUCGUUGUAAAGACGUGAACGAAAAUCUUUAAAAAAAUACUUACACGGGCAAAAACGAUACAGGAUUCAUUCGGCAGCGACGUGAUAGCGAGGUCCUUUACCCAGCCACGUACAAAAAAAAGGCGUAAGCCUCCAUACUCUUCCAUCUGUUUUGCGGUGUAGAAGGACGUCUGCAACACCAGAUAGUUUGAGAUGUCGGGGAACUCGACUGAAGGGUAGUUUUCGAGAUCGUAUGACAAAUCCUUCUUUCCCAGACUGUCGGGGUCGAUUCCAUUGCACAUAGCAAUCUUCUGGAUAUAUCUAAAGCCAGCAGCGGCUUCUAGAUUACGAGCGUACUCUGAUAAGUUAUCGCUAAUUGUUUGCACUACGGCAGCCGUUGUGGUUUGCCAGACCACCAGUUGUUUUACCGGAAGUGAAUUCGCUAAGAAAAGUCACGUGACUGAAACCCAAGAAUUGAAUAUAUUCCAUGGUGUAGGAGUUCCACACCAACGGAGCUAAUAUCUCGUCAUCUGAAAUCAUGAGGUCCGAUGUUCUGACAGUCAGGAUCUUUCGUGAUUCAGGAGCAUAACCUGAAAGCGUGUGGUGGUUUAUUCUGGUAGAACGUUCCAGAACAAAAACUAAAACAUUAUACUGUAUGUCCUUUAUAUGCACGUAUCUGGCAUCUCUCACACUUUUUAACAUCAGUUAGGAUGGUAUAAAUGUUGUAGUGUGGCCCAGGCAUAAAGCUUUAACCUCAGCAUCUCGUUUCUAGUUCAUAUGUCAGUACUUAAUCUCAAACUACACUUGUUUAAAAAAAAAAAAGAAAAGAAAAAAAACCUUUGAAUUUGCAUUAGUAGUAUGGAUUUUCUGUACCAACUUUAAAUAUAUGAUGUAUUUUAGAAAAA